UCUGUACCCACACCAUUCUCAGGGUGGUUGAGCUAUCUUUCCUCCCUGGGAACUACCCAAACAUUAAUUCCACGACUCUCAAUCAUCCCAAAAGCUUUCUUCCAAGUUGCAUAAUAUAUAGACUCCACGCCUUGUGCUCUCGCUUCUCCAUUCUCAUAUUCCUCUCUCUUUCUCUUUCUCUUUCUCUUUCUAUCUCUAAACCCAACCAACUAUUUCCAGACGUGUAGGCCUUUGAUUUCUCUCUCACCAUUUGUUGGGUAUGUAUAGUUGAGCUUCCUGUACGCUCUGGAAAGUCCUUUUUUUUUUUUUUCCGUCUCUUUUUUAUAAAUUUCAACAAUAUCCCAAAUACUAGCUCAUACAGGAAGAAGAUAAGAAAGAGAGAGAAAAAUGGAUAGUAGUAGUAAUAGUAUAGAUAUGGAUAAGGAGAGGCUUACGGCGGAGAUGGCUUUCAAAGACUCUUCCUCCGCCGUCAUCAGAAUCCGUCAACGGCUGCCGGACUUCCUUCAGUCCGUCAAGCUCAAGUACGUCAAACUCGGCUACGGCUAUUCAUGCAAUCCCGCCACUAUUAUCAUGACCCUUGUCCUCCUUCCUCUCUUAUUCUCUAUACUAAUUCAGCUGACUGGUCUAGAGCUACACCGGGUUACUGAGCUCUGGACCAACCAAGCGGUUCGGCUCGAGAGCAUCGAUGCUGUCACUAGAUUCGCCGGUUUCUCCGUUCUCCUUUUCCUAUUCGGUCUGUACUGGGCUAAGCGGUCCAGACCGGUCUACCUCGUCGACUUUGCCUGCUACAAACCGGACGACGAGCGGAAAAUGUCGGUCGAGUCGUUCCUGAACAUGUCCGAAGAGAGCAGUUCGUUCACGGAGGAGACCCUCCAGUUCCAGAGGCGAAUCUCGACCCGGUCCGGUCUAGGUGACGAGACGUAUUUCCCGAGAGGAAUCACCUCCAGACCUCCUCGGCUCAGCCUGGCCGAGGCCCGGUUCGAGGCCGAGUCGGUGAUGUUCGGCGCGUUGGACGCUCUUUUCAAAAAAACCGGAGUUGAGCCGCGGGAAAUCGGGAUUCUCAUCGUCAACUGCAGCCUCUUCGUCCCGACGCCGUCGCUGGCCUCCAUGAUCGUCAACCACUACAAGCUCCGAACCGACAUUAAAAGCUUCAACCUCGGCGGAAUGGGAUGCAGCGCGGGACUAAUCUCCAUCGAUCUCGCUAAAGACCUCCUCCGAGCAAACCCAAACUCCUACGCCGUCGUCGUCAGCACCGAGAACAUCACCCAAAACUGGUACUUCGGCAACGACCGGUCGAUGCUCCUCUGCAACUGCAUAUUCCGCAUGGGCGGCGGCGCCGUCCUCCUCUCGAACCGGUCACGUGACCGUUCACGCUCCAAGUACGAGCUCGUACACACCGUACGGACGCACAAAGGCGCCGACGACAGAAACUACAACUGCGUCUUCCAAAGAGAAGACGACAAAGGAACUGUCGGCGUGUCGCUGGCGCGUGAGCUGAUGGCAGUGGCCGGCGACGCGCUGAAGACGAACAUAACCACCCUUGGCCCACUGGUGUUGCCGCUUUCGGAGCAGUUCCUGUUCUUCGUGACGCUGAUACGGCGGAAGUUGUUCAACAACUCGAAGGUGAAGCCGUACAUUCCGGACUUCAAGCUGGCGUUCGAGCAUUUUUGCAUCCACGCCGGCGGGAGGGCGGUGCUGGACGAGUUGCAGAAGAAUCUUCAACUCAGUGAGUGGCACAUGGAGCCCUCGAGGAUGACGCUCCACCGCUUCGGGAACACGUCGAGCAGUUCUCUCUGGUACGAGCUCGCCUACACGGAGGCGAAGGGUCGGGUCGGGAGAGGGGACCGGGUCUGGCAGAUUGCUUUCGGGUCGGGUUUCAAGUGCAACAGCGCCGUUUGGAAGGCGCUCAGGGAAGUUCCUGUCGGAGAGUUCCUCGGAAACCCGUGGAAUGACUGUAUUGAUCGGUACCCAGUUAAAGUGCCAACUGCCUAAUUUUUGGGGGGUUUGUACACGUGGCGGGGUGUUAUUUGUUGGCGGUGUCCACGAGGAAAAAGUGUUUUGUUGUUGGGACUUUCUCCGUUUUAUCAUACUCAAAUUUAAUAUAUAUAUAAUUAUAAAUAUUAGUUUUUUUUUUUAUUUUUUUAUUUUUUAUUAUUAGUUAUGGAAUGUAUGGAUGGAGAACGAUGUUAUCGUGUUGAAAGAGCAAUGGUAUACAUCGUUAUUCGUUUUUAACUGGGACAGAUAACUGUAGGAUUUUCUCUCAAUUUAUUGCAUUAUCUUCGGCUUUUGGAA
Morus notabilis is the source of this 2292-nucleotide messenger RNA. RefSeq names its product 3-ketoacyl-CoA synthase 1. The record is from RefSeq and is a predicted model, not a curated record. The transcript has a single exon. Gene Ontology annotation, biological process: fatty acid biosynthetic process. Gene Ontology annotation, molecular function: acyltransferase activity, transferring groups other than amino-acyl groups. Gene Ontology annotation, cellular component: membrane. NCBI's taxonomy places the organism in Eukaryota, Viridiplantae, Streptophyta, Magnoliopsida, Rosales, Moraceae. Bases 388 to 1992 code for a protein of 534 amino acids.